AUUUUCAUUUGUUUUUAUAUCAAUGUCUAUUUUUUUCAUAUGACAGAUCCAUGAUGUUUUUACAAGAUAAGUUUUGUUUAACAGAUAUAUAUUUGAAUAAAUAUUUAAAUGCAGUCUAAGUGUGCAGAUGAUUGUGCCAAAAGCUUAAAACGCCGUAAAGACUAUGAAGAGACCUUGAGAGGAGGACAAAAAUCUCAAGAUAGUGAAAACGAUGAGUUGUAUUUAUCUGACAGUACUGAAUAUCUCAGUUUUGCACGUCAAAAAAGCUCUACAAGUCCAGGAAGUUCACACCCUGAAAGAUCGAAAAAAGAUACUCCGAAAUCUAGACGUGUAAAAAAAUCUUAUGAAAAUCAAGAACAAUCUGAAGAAGAUGUACGUGUUUCUAAAACCUCAGCUCGACGUCGGCGACAGACAAGCUAUGCAAAAAGACAUUCAUCUAGAUUAAAUGAAAACUGUGCAAAUGUUGACUGUUCUGGAAUACCUAAAAGAUUAGUUGAGUCAGAAGAGAGUGAAGAGUCAUUGUCGUCUGAUAUUUCUUGUCCACCACGCUGUGAUCGCGAUUUGACAUUAUUGCCUAAGCCAAGCACACCUUGUGAUUCUUCAUGCCCUAAACAAGCUAAAUUAGAUGAAGAAAGAGAAAGACACCAAGAAGCGGUUGAUAAAUUUUUACUUCACGGAGGACUAAGAUACUUUGAUGACUUAUGUCAUUGUUCAUUAAAAUGUCUCUUAACACAAAUUUGCGGUGAUCAGUUUGUAAGAAAAACUGCUUCAUCAACAAUAUUUUUCAUAUUAGGCGUUAAAUUAUGUUUUGAACUUGAAGCUUGGUAUAUUCCUUUUUAAAUUAUAACAGUAAAUGCACAAAAUUUAAGUUAUUAACAAAAUCAUUUCAUUAGAUAAUAUUUUAAUUAUAGUCAAAUGAAUUCUAUUUCUUAUCAUCUAUUCAGCCGAAGAAUCAAAAUCACUUUUUAACUGUGAUUUUAAUUUUUAUUAUAAAAUAAACAAAAAAAUAUUAUGAUGCUUUCAGCUUUUCUAUACUCUAAAAAUAUUUUUUCUAGUUUUGAAAAAAUUUUAGGCUUAUUUUAAUUGAACUUGUAAAGCUAACAAAAUAGCGUAAAUCUAUAAGGAACGAAGGUGUUUCAAAAUUUAUUCACAAAUUGAUCAAUUGAUUGAGAAAAUAUAGAAAACCAAAGGAAUUCAUAACAUUAGAAAAAAGCGAAAAGCCUUCAAUAUCUGUAAUUAACUGUACCUAUAAUCUUAAAAUGUAGCAGCUAUUGGAGUGAAACUUUCAUAGAGAAGCUCGUAAGUCGGAAAAUUUCGGUAAUAAUUUAGAAAUGAGACUCCACCUGUUUUGUUUUGUAGAAAGGAUUACAUGUUUUUUUUUUUCAAACUUAAGGUCAAAAUACAAAAAAUUAUUUCAGAAUAUUUUUAAAAGUAAUCAAAUAUUCUGAAUAGUGCCUUGACUCAUCAAUCUUUGGAAAAUACACAGUAAAAAAUUUUCCGUAUUCAUGUAAAGAAAAAAAUCGGUGUGAAAAAUAACAAAUGGAAAUGUUAAAUUAACACUUUACGUGUGUUGCAGAUAACAUUUAAAUGUUUAAAAGUUUUAGAACCGAUAACAGAAAAUAUUAACAUAUUAUAUAUUACUUUUUUUUACACAAAUGAAUAAUAUUAAAACAACACAAAAAUUUGUGUAAAAUAUUCUAACACACAAUUUUGUGUUAAUUUUUACAAUUUCUUUUUUUUUACCGUGUAGGGUAGAGGUACCAUUUGUGGCCACUGCUCCAUUUUUGGACAUUUAAUACUUUAUUUUAAUUAACGAAAAAGUGUAAAAUAAAAUUUAUAUUUUAAUAGUGGCAUAAAAGUAUCUCUGAAGAAAUUAAAAAAAUUAAUUAUGUCAUUGUCUUUUACAAAUUAUUUCAUUAAAAUUUUUCAAGUGUCCAAAACUUGCUCUAAAGUGGCCAAAAAUGGUACCUCUAUCCUAUUUCUCUAUGAAUAAUAAAAAAUACGAGUAUCCAAGUUAGCUCGGCUGUACCAAAAUUAAUUAUAAUCAAUACCAUAAAUUAUCCAAUUUAAAAUUUGAAAUAUU
Molecule: messenger RNA, 2083 nt
Organism: Microplitis mediator
Lineage: Eukaryota; Metazoa; Arthropoda; Insecta; Hymenoptera; Braconidae
Exons: 3
Coding region: 109-840 (243 amino acids)
Source: RefSeq, a predicted model, not a curated record